Condylostylus longicornis is the source of this 7354-nucleotide messenger RNA. It is a transcript of the gene Lar, whose product is annotated as tyrosine-protein phosphatase Lar. The transcript is spliced from 18 exons. Gene Ontology annotation, molecular function: protein tyrosine phosphatase activity; protein binding. The coding region runs from base 75 to 5723 and encodes 1882 amino acids. The record is from RefSeq and is a predicted model, not a curated record. Gene Ontology annotation, biological process: protein dephosphorylation. Lineage: Eukaryota; Metazoa; Arthropoda; Insecta; Diptera; Dolichopodidae.
AUACACCACCUGGUUUCCCAGAAAUAACAACAACACCAAAUACAAGAGUUAUUGAAGUUGGACAUACGGCUGUGAUGCAAUGUAAAGCAGAUGGUAAUCCACCACCAACAAUUUAUUGGAUUAAAAAUCAAACAAAAGUUGAUAUGUCAAAUCCAAGAUAUAGUCUUAUAGAUGGAAGUCUACAAAUUGAAAAUAGCCGAGAAGAAGAUCAAGGAAAAUAUGAAUGUGUUGCUGAAAAUUCAAUUGGUACAGAACAUUCAAAAGCAACAUCAUUAUAUGUUAAAGUUAGACGUGUAUCACCAAAUUUUUCAAGACCACCAGAACCAUUAAAUGAAGUUAUGUUAGGUGCUGAUUUAAAUUUAACAUGUGUUGCUGUUGGUUCACCAAUGCCGCAUGUUAAAUGGAUGAAAGGAGCUGAAGAUAUUACACCUGAUAAUGAUAUACCAAUAGGAAGAAAUGUAUUACAAUUGAAAAAUAUUCAAACAUCAGCAAAUUACACAUGUAUUGCGGCAUCAUCGUUAGGACAAAUUGAAGCAACAGCUAUAGUUAAAGUACAAUCAUUACCAGCAAUGCCCACAGAUGUUCAAAUCUCAGAGGUGACAGCAACAUCUGUCCGUUUAGAAUGGUCAUAUAAAGGACCUGAAGAAUUACAAUAUUACGUUAUACAAUAUAAACCAAAGAAUGCUAAUCAGCAGGCAUUUAGCGAAAUCAGCGGGAUUAUAACAAUGUAUUAUGUUGUGAGAGCCUUAAGCCCAUAUACUGAAUAUGAAUUUUAUGUGAUAGCUGUAAAUAAUAUUGGACGUGGACCACCAUCAGCACCAGCAACAUGUACCACUGGUGAGACUGGUGAUUUUACAUUUGGAGGAGCAAAAAUGGAAAGCGCUCCAAGGAUAUUUCAAGUACGGCCAUUAAGCUCAUCGACAGUGGUAAUAUCAUGGGAACCACCUGAGACUCCAAAUGGACUAGUGACCGGUUAUAAAGUAUAUUAUACAACUGAUCCAAAUCAACCGGAAGCCCAAUGGGAUUCACAAAUGAUUGAUAAUAAUGAAUUAACAACAAUAUCUGAAUUAACACCACAUGCUAUUUAUACAGUACGUGUACAAGCAUUUACAUCAAUGGGUGCCGGUCCAAUGUCAGCACCAGUACAAGUUAAAACACAACAAGGUGUUCCCUCACAACCAAGUGAUUUUAGAGCCACUGAUAUUGGUGAAACAGCUGUUACAUUACAAUGGUCGAAACCAACUCAUUCCAGUGAAAAUAUAGUUCAUUAUGAAUUAUAUUGGAAUGAUACGUAUGCAAAUCAAGCGCAUCACAAACGAAUAUCAAAUACAGAAUCAUAUACAUUAGAUGGUUUAUAUCCAGAUACAUUAUAUUAUAUAUGGUUAGCAGCACGUUCUCAACGUGGAGAGGGUGCAACAACACCACCAAUACCCGUUCGUACAAAACAAUAUGUCCCUGGUGCACCGCCACGUAAUAUAACAGCUGAAGCAACAAGUCCAACAACAAUUGCUGUAUCUUGGCAACCACCACCAGCUGAACGAUCAAAUGGUCGUAUUAUUUAUUAUCGUGUAUUUUUUGUUGAAGUUGGUCGUUCUGAUAGUGAGGCAACAAUAUCAACAUUAAAUGGUACAAAAAUUAUAUUGGAUGAAUUAAAACGUUGGACAGAAUAUAAAAUAUGGGUAUUAGCUGGGACAUCGGUUGGUGAUGGGCCAAGAUCAUUACCAGUUAUUAUACGAACAUUAGAAGAUGUGCCUGGAGAUCCACAAAAUGUUCAAGUAACUGCUUUAAAUUCAACUUCUAUACAUGUUAUUUGGGAACCCCCACUAGAAAAAGAUCGAAAUGGUAUUAUACGUGGUUAUCAUAUACAUGUUCAAGAGACAAGAGAUGAGGGUAAAGGUUUUCUCAAUGAACCAUUAAAAUUUGAUGUUGUUGAAGCUUUAGAAUAUAAUGUAACUGGAUUACAACCUGAUACAAAAUAUACAGUACAAGUAGCUGCAUUAACACGAAAAGGUGAUGGUGAUCGUAGUCCACAAGUUCAAGUAAAAACACCUGGUGGUGUACCAAUACGGCCUACUGUUAAUAUUAAAAUGCUUGAACGUGAUCCAAAUUUAUCAAUUGAAUUAGAAUGGGAACGUCCACAACAAACAUAUGGUGAAUUAAAAGGGUAUCGUAUAAGAUGGGGUGUUAAAGAUCAACCAUUACAAGAAGAAAUUUUACCAGGACAACAUAAUACAGUUAAAAAAAUUAAAAAAUUAGAACGUGGUGUUGAAUAUGAAUUUCGUGUAGCCGGUCAAAAUCAUAUUGGUACUGGACAAGAAACAGUUAAAUAUUAUAGAACACCAGAAGGAACACCAUCUGGUCCACCAGCAAAUAUAACAAAACGUUUCCAAACACCAGAUAUUGUAUGUAUAACAUGGGAUUUACCAAAACGUGAAGAAAGAAAUGGUCAAAUAAUACGUUAUGAUGUACGUUUUCAUAAAAAAAUUGAUGCACCCGGUCCAGAUCGUAAUACAACAGCAAAAAAAGCUGUUUUUACAAAUUUAGAAGAAAAUACUGAAUAUGUAUUUCAAGUUAGAGCAUAUACAAAACAAGGUUCUGGGCCAUUUAGUGAAAAAUUAAUAAUAGAAACUGAACGUGAUAUGGGUAGAGCACCAAUGGCUGUACAUGCAGUAGCAACAAGUGAUCAAAGCGCACAAGUAUGGUGGGAACCUGUUACAUCACGUAAUAAAUUAAUAGGUUAUAAAAUAUUUUAUACGAUGACUGCUGUUGAAAAUUUAGAUGAAUGGCAAACUAAAACAGUUGGUAUUACAGAAUCAGCUGAUCUAUUAAAUUUAGAAAAAUUUGCUCAAUAUGCUGUUGCUGUAGCAGCCCGUUUUAAAAAAGGUUUAGGUCGUUUAAGUGAAAAAGUUACUGUUAAAAUAAAACCUGAAGAUGUGCCUCUAAAUUUAAGAGCUCAAGAUGUUAGUACACAUUCAAUGACAUUAUAUUGGUCACCACCAAUAAGAUUAAAUCCAGUUAAUUAUAAAAUAUCAUUUGAUGCUGUUAAAGUAUUUGUUGAUUCUCAAGGUGUUACACAAACUCAAAAUAUACCAAAACGUGAAAUAACAUUAAAACAUCAUAUAAAAUCUCAUACAAUUAAUGAACUAUCACCAUUUACAACAUAUAAUGUAAAUGUAAGCGCUGUACCUGCUAAUUUAGAAUAUCUUCCACCAGCUAAAAUAACAGUUACAACUCAAAUGGCAGCACCACAACCAAUGGUUAAACCAGAUUUUUAUGGUGUUGUUAAUGGUGAAGAAAUAUUAGUAAUACUUCCACAAGCUUCCGAAGAAUAUGGUCCCAUAUCACAUUAUUAUUUAAUUGUUGUUCCUGAAGAUAAAUCAAAUAUGCAUAAAAAUCCAGAUCAAUUUUUAACAGAUGAUUUAUUACCGGGUAGCAGUCGUAAUAAACCAGAACGACCGAAUAGCCCAUAUAUUGCUGCGAAAUUUCCACAACGUUCAAUACCAUUUACUUUCCAUUUAGGUACUGGUGAAGAAUAUCAUAAUUUCACUAAUCGUAAAUUGGAAAAGGAAAAACGAUAUCGUGUAUUUGUACGUGCUAUUGUAGAUACACCACAAAAACAUUUAUAUACAUCAAGCCCAUUCUCGGAAUUUUUAUCAUUGGAUAUGCGUGAAGCACCUUCAGGUGAAGGUCCAACAAGACCAGGGCCUGAUGGUCCUCUACUACCAGAAAUGGAUGGAGUUCACGUAAAUCGUGGAAGUGCUGAACCUGCACUACUUUGGGUUAUUUUACCCGUAUUGACUGCAAUUUUAUUAACGUUCCUUGUUAUAGUCUAUGUAAUACGAAGAAGAAGACAGCCAUGUAAAAUACCAGAUCAAGCAGCUGUAACACGUCCUUUAAUGGCAGCUGAUUUAGGUGCUGGACCAACACCCAACGAUCCAGUUGAUAUGCGCCGUUUAAAUUUCCAAACACCCGGAAUGAUAUCACAUCCGCCAAUACCGAUAUCAGAAUUUGCAAAUCAUAUUGAACGUUUAAAAGCAAAUGACAAUCUUAAAUUUUCUCAAGAAUAUGAAAGUAUUGAACCAGGUCAACAAUUUACUUGGGAUCAUUCAAAUUUAGAAUAUAAUAAGAGUAAAAAUCGAUAUGCGAACGUAACAGCUUAUGAUCACAGUCGAGUUCAAUUGACGGCAAUUGAAAGUGUUCUUGGAUCCGAUUAUAUAAAUGCAAAUUUCUGUGAUGGUUACCGAAAACAUAAUGCAUAUAUUGCAACUCAAGGUCCAUUACAGGAUACAUUCAAUGAUUUCUGGCGUAUGUGUUGGGAGCAAAAGGCAGCAACUAUUGUUAUGAUGACACGAUUAGAAGAAAGAGCUCGAAUUAAAUGUGAUCAAUAUUGGCCAUCUAGAGGAACAGAAACUUAUGGCCAAAUAUUUGUAACUAUUACUGAAACACAAGAACUAUCAACGUAUAGUAUACGAACGUUCCAACUUUGCAGACAAGGAUAUAACGACCGUCGUGAAAUUAAGCAAUUACAGUUUACAGCAUGGCCGGAUCAUGGUGUCCCAGAUCAUCCAGCACCAUUUUUACAAUUCUUACGUCGUUGUCGUUCGUUAACACCCAUCGAUUCGGGACCAGUUGUUGUUCAUUGUUCUGCUGGUGUUGGUCGUACUGGUUGCUAUAUUGUUAUUGAUUCAAUGUUAGAGCGUAUGAAACAUGAAAAAAUUAUUGAUAUUUAUGGUCAUGUUACGUGCCUUCGGGCUCAGCGAAAUUAUAUGGUGCAGACUGAAGAUCAAUAUAUAUUUAUACACGAUGCCAUUUUAGAAGCAAUUAUUUGUGGAAACACUGAAGUAUUGGCUAGAAAUUUACAUACACAUUUGCAAAAAUUAAUGAUGACAGAACCCGGUGAAAAUAUAACUGGAAUGGAAAUAGAAUUUAAAAAAUUGGCAAAUGUUAAAGUUGAUUCAUCGAAAUUCGUAACAGCUAAUUUACCAUGUAAUAAACAUAAAAAUCGUUUAGUACAUAUUUUACCAUAUGAAUCAAGUCGAGUUUAUUUAACACCAAUACACGGUAUUGAAGGUAGUGAUUAUAUUAAUGCCAGUUUUAUUGAUGGUUAUCGAUAUCGGUCUGCAUAUAUUGCCGCACAAGGGCCCUUACAAGAGACUGCUGAAGAUUUUUGGCGAAUGUUAUGGGAACAUAAUUCAACAAUUGUUGUGAUGUUAACAAAAUUAAAAGAAAUGGGACGGGAAAAAUGUUUCCAGUAUUGGCCACAUGAAAGAAGUGUCCGCUAUCAGUAUUACGUUGUAGAUCCAAUUGCUGAAUAUAAUAUGCCACAAUAUAAAUUAAGAGAAUUUAAAGUAACGGAUGCACGUGAUGGUUCAUCGCGUACUGUUAGACAAUUUCAAUUUAUUGAUUGGCCAGAACAAGGUGUACCAAAAUCUGGUGAAGGUUUUAUUGAUUUUAUUGGACAAGUUCAUAAAACAAAAGAACAAUUUGGUCAAGAUGGUCCAAUAACAGUACAUUGUAGUGCUGGUGUUGGACGAACUGGUGUAUUUAUUACAUUAAGUAUUGUUCUAGAACGUAUGCAAUAUGAAGGUGUUUUAGAUGUAUUCCAAACUGUAAGAAUUUUAAGAGCACAACGACCAGCAAUGGUACAAACUGAGGACCAGUAUCAUUUCUGUUAUAGAGCUGCAUUAGAAUAUUUGGGUUCAUUCGAUAAUUAUACAAAUUAAUUAGAAACCAGUCACAGAAAUGAUAAUUAUUACAAUUAAGAAAAUAUUCUUAAAAAUUUAAAAAAGGAAAUACAUAAUUAUAUUCAAUGGAAAAUAGAAAAAUCAACGAAGAUAUUCUUUUUAAUCUGAAAUCUUAAAAAACAAUUAAUAAAUAUUAAUUCAUAUUAAAAAAAAAAUAUUGGCUUCGCCAGUUAUUAUAGAAUAACGAAAAAGAGAAACCAGAAAAAUUCAACAAAAUUUAAAUAUUCAAAUUGAAAAAAAAAAAUUUAGGAAAAUUUACACGAUAUAAUCUGAAAACAAAAAAAAAUAAUUUUCCUCAUAAGAAUCAAACAUUAAAAUUCCACUAAAUGUAUAAAAAACAUUAAUUUGUAUUAAUAUUAGAAAAAAUUUAUUAAAAUAGCGAGGAAUAAAAUUAGGAGGCAUAAAAAUGAUAAAUAACAUUAAAUAAUUACGAAAUAAAAAUUUACCGACACAAAAUUUAAUGCAAAUACACUAUUGAAUAUUAAUACCUAGAUAAUAUAAAUAUAAUAUAUAUACAUAUUAUAUAAUAAUAUACAUUCGUAUAUAAAGAAACCAAUGUAAAAAGCAUUAGAGAUUAUUAUUUGCUUAAAUAUAAGAAAAUUAAUUAUAAAUAUUAUAUAUAAUAUUAAAAACUAUAUCUUAAAUACUAUAAGUAAAAUUUAAUAUUAUUUCUACUUAAUACUAUAAAUACCUACUACCUACUAUUUAUAAUUAAUUAAAAUUUAAUAUUCACAAACGAAAUUCAAAAAUAUAUUGGAAAAUAUUUUAAUCCGCUUUAUAUUUGAUUUAAUAAAGUUUCUAUUAUAGUAUUAUUUCUAAAAACAAUUUUUUUUUGUCUAUAAAAACGAAAAUUUUAAAUAUACUUAAUUUUAAUAAACUCAUUAUUUUUAUUACAGUGGUGUUCCAAUAUAAUGAAUACAACCAAUUUAAAGAACGUUCCAAUUAUAACGAACAGCCAAAUUUUUAUUUUUUUGUUGCUAUGGUUACAUAUCAAUAUCCGUUACAUUAUCCGUUAUUUAUAUCCACAUAUUACAUUUAUCUAUCAUAUUCUAUUAAUGUUUCGAUAUUUUUUAGUUAAUUUUAUUCAUUUUUUCUGUAAUUGAACGUAUUUUAGUUUGUGUGAGUAUUUGUAUUAUUAAUCAAAGCAUUUGUAUUAUUAAUCAAAGCAGAGUAUUUGUAUUAUUAAUUAAAAGCAAAAAUUGCACAUAGAAACCAUUUCAAUAUAAAAGAAAAAAUGAAAAUUAUUGAGAAUAUAGUGAUUGUGGUCUUUUAUUAGGACAGCUAAUUAUUUGAUUUAAUUUACUAAACCAAUAAUAAAUAAAAUAAUUAAAACAAGUGAUUUGUAAUUUUAAACUCACAUAGGUUUAGAAAAGGCGAAUAUCAUGUAAAACAUAUAAGCAUUAAUUUUUUUGUUACAUUCACAUUUGAAUUAAAAUUAAAAUUCAAUUUUCACUUGAUUUUAGUACAUAUGUUUAUUAUUUUUGAUAUAUUUGAUAUAACAAACGGUCUUAAUAUAAUGAAUCACAUUAUAUCGUUCGUUAUUUUAGAACACAACUGUAAUUAGAUUAUUAAAUGAGUAUAAAUAAAUUAAAAUUAAUUUGAUUUUAUAU